ACUCAGGAUGUGGAAAGCCUAUUCAGUUGGUAAAGGAAAGUUACUAACCUGGGAUCAUCUAAGUGCCCCAGAAAAUUCUGUAGAACUAAAGACAGUGGCUGGAUGGAUUGGCGGAGGAAUUUCAGAAAUGGAAGAAGAAACUCCUGAGGACACUAGUGAGGAGAAUCCAUCUAGAUCAUCUGUUCUGGAAUGUCCGGAGGGAAGUUGCUCCAAGACAUUCUCUACACAAAAGGCUCUUGAAAAUCAUGUAAACAUGGGCAACUGUAGUUUCAGAAGCGAUGCCAAAAUGAACGUUUCAGAGAAGGCAAAGAGGAUGUAUGCAGAUAAGAUUUUGUCUUUCCAGCCACAAAGAUCUGUGGUUUUAGAGUCCCACAGCAAUACUGAUGUAUGUAGAUGUUCAGAAUUAGACAUGGGAUGGGCCAUUAAAGAAAACAGACAAAGAGUAACUUUCACUUCUGGGCAGAAAGCUUUCAUGACAGAGAAGUUCGAUAUUGGGAAGAGGACUGGCAAUAAAGUAGAUCCGUAUAUUGCAGCGGAGGAGAUGAGGAAUUGUGGACUGUUUAGUAGGUCAGAAUUCCUUUCUGGUCAGCAGAUAUCUUCUUUCUUCUCCCGUCUUUGUCAAAAGGAGAAGAGGAUGACUGCUGCAGAUUUCUGUGCCUCAGAGGAAGAAGACCGAAAAGAUCAGACAAGGAAUCUCCUAUUAGAUCAAAAUAAUUAGGCGUAGGGGUGAGGGGUGGGGGAGAUCGAUUAUAUCUGUUGAUUAGCUUUUAAAUUUGAUAUGUAAUACAACAUUGUACUAGUUUUUCAACAUAUG
Saccostrea cuccullata (small rock oyster) is the source of this 814-nucleotide messenger RNA. RefSeq lists its product as uncharacterized. The transcript is spliced from 3 exons. The record is from RefSeq and is a predicted model, not a curated record. Bases 8 to 718 code for a protein of 236 amino acids. Lineage: Eukaryota; Metazoa; Mollusca; Bivalvia; Ostreida; Ostreidae.